Messenger RNA from Cyprinus carpio (common carp), 4508 nucleotides. Its product is annotated as pantothenate kinase 3-like. Gene Ontology annotation, molecular function: ATP binding; pantothenate kinase activity. The coding region runs from base 265 to 1629 and encodes 454 amino acids. Gene Ontology annotation, biological process: coenzyme A biosynthetic process. Lineage: Eukaryota; Metazoa; Chordata; Actinopteri; Cypriniformes; Cyprinidae. The record is from RefSeq and is a predicted model, not a curated record. Gene Ontology annotation, cellular component: cytosol; nucleus. The transcript is spliced from 7 exons.
GGGAGUGGAGACAUUUUUCUCAGUGACGUCGCAUAUACCGGCUGUUUGACUCGGAAACGGCCAUGCAGUGUGUAAAGAAGAAAUGACCGACAGUGACCUCAAGUAAGAUGUUGAAGACCUGUCUAUUGUCUUCAUCUCUUUAUAACACUAAAGCAUUUAUGUAAAACUCUGAUAAAACAAUUGUACAUUUGGAAGCGUCUUCGAAACGUCGAGUCGUUACGCAUCUGUCCGUCUUCCGAGCGUUCAUAUUUGCUGCGUAAAAUAAUGGAAAAUGCUGAAACAUCCGAUCAAAACGGAACGACGCACUACACGAACGGUUUAGUAAACGGAUUUCACACCAUUCAGUCCGAUAACGGGGAGUGUAUUUCAUCUAACGGAGCUGGUCUGGGUGCUAGUGACAGUAGCGGUGGCCAUAAUGGUAUUGAAAAUUUCCACCAUCUUCAUCAGGAUGUACACAACAAUGGUUCGCCUGCAAAGCGUUGCAGACUCCGAAGACGCGUGGAUUCGGGAAAGAAGAACAGACCGCCUUUUCCAUGGUUUGGAAUGGAUAUCGGAGGCACCCUGGUAAAGCUGGUUUACUUUGAGCCCAAGGACAUAACUGCUGAAGAAGAACAAGAGGAAGUGGAGAGCCUGAAGAGCAUUCGCCGAUAUCUGACCUCCAACGUGGCCUAUGGAAACACAGGUAUCCGAGAUGUUCACCUGGAGUUGAAGAACCUCACCAUGUGUGGCCGGAAAGGCAACCUUCACUUCAUUCGUUUCCCCACACAAGACAUGCACCGCUUCAUCCAAAUGGGCAGAGACAAAAACUUCUCCAGUCUGCACACCACACUGUGUGCCACGGGUGGGGGUGCAUACAAGUUUGAGGAUGACUUCAGAACGGUGGCUGGUUUGGAGCUGCAGAAGCUAGAUGAACUGGACUGUCUUAUUCAAGGUCUGCUGUACGUUGACUCAGUUGGGUUCGAUGGCCAUCCAGAGUGUUAUUUUUUCCAAAAUCCCUCUGACCCUGAAAACUGUGUCAAGAGGCCAUUUAGCCUGGAGAACCCCUUCCCUAUGUUGCUGGUAAACCUUGGCUCGGGGGUUAGCAUCCUGGCUGUCUAUUCCAAGGAUGAUUACAAGCGAGUCACAGGCACCAGUUUAGGAGGUGGUACGUUUCUUGGCCUGUGUUGUUUGCUGACUGGCUGUGAGACAUUUGAGGAGGCCUUAGAGAUGGCAGCUAAAGGGGACAGCACAAAUGUGGACAAACUAGUGAAGGACAUCUAUGGAGGCGAUUACGAACGCUUCGGUCUCCAGGGUUCCGCCGUUGCAUCCAGGUAUAGACAGAUUUGCCAUAUGAUUUUCAAUUUGAAAUGUGACAGUAUAAGUAAAGAGGACCUGGCCAGGGCCACUCUUGUCACCAUCACAAACAACAUUGGUUCCAUCGCCCGCAUGUGUGCAGUGAACGAGAAUAUUGAUAAAGUGGUUUUUGUUGGGAAUUUCCUUCGGAUCAACACAGUAUCAACUAAGCUGCUAGCCUAUGCCAUGGACUUCUGGUCUAAUGGACAACUGAAAGCCCUUUUCUUAGAACAUGAAGGUUAUUUUGGAGCUGUUGGUGCCUUCCUAGAGCUACUGAAGAUGACUGAAGACUCCUGAGACACUGAGGAAACGCCAACCUUUAAACCAGAAGCUGCUGUAAGAUUUCAGGAAAGCCACAUCCCCUAAUAAGGAAAAGCCAUUUAAUAAUGUGACGAGUUUCCAUUUCCCUUCAAAUCAUCUACAUGCUGGCCCUUCUAUGCUCGUGGCAGGAGCAGGUGAUCAAGAGGUUAUGAUGCAAAAGUGCACCGUAAGCUGCACCUCAUUCUAACUGUUCCUUGUCACCGUUGCCAUAAUCCCAGCACAUCUUUGCCUUUCCCAUGUAUUGAUGAUUUGAUUGAAAGAUGAUUUAGGACACUAAUGCUUGUGUACUCCCUCUUCUCCCUGUUUGUGAGCUUUAUGAAAACAACUGUAACAUAUUAAAAGAGUUUGGAGGUGAGUAUUAUGUGUAUUAGGCCUGCUGUGUAAAAACAGCCUUCCCCAAUCCCCUCUAAACAAAUCAUGCUUUAAACCACAAAUCAGAUUUAUAUUUACGCAUAGAUGAGCAGUCUGUGAGAGCAACCCAUUUAUGCAAGACUUUGCUCUCCCGGUUCUAGUCACAUACAAGCAUUUAUAAUAUCUGUAUUACAUUAAAAAUGCUAAGUUGUAUUAUUAAACGUAAAGUAAUUUUGGACACUUAAGCACGAGUCCAAAAUCAUAUUUUUUUUUAUUAAUUUAUUUUUUUACAAUAAUACAUCAAACACCAGUUGAAUUUCAGUACUUUUCAAUUAGAUAAAGCUUAUAUUUAAACACUUUUACAGAAUUAGCAAAAUGUUGUCAGGUAGACUUGUUUUAUCUACAUUUGGGCCUUGUAUGAUUAGUGGAUUGUUGGCCUGAGUAGCUGUUUCCAAGAUAUCUUUACCUCCUUUUAACUGGUCUGAGUAAUGAACAGAGAACAUAUGCACCUGAGCUGACACUGAUUGUGUUGGGACCAAAUUGUCUAUAUUGACUGGAAAAGAAUAUCUUCUUCAGAUGGAGAAGUCCUUUCUUCCCCUGAUAAUGAUUUAUAUUUGGUUUUGCAGUCCCAAAUGCUGAGAUUUCUCUGAUCUGAAUGUGUUAACAGUUUACCCUGCGUAUAUACACUGUAGUAUGUUACAUUUCAUUUGAGACAGCUAACCAAGACAUAUAUUUAGUCAAAUCUCCUCACAAACACCUUCAUCCUUCUAAACAUUUUCAGCUUAAACAUCAUCUAUUACUGAAAAUAUUUUGCCUUUUUUCCACAUGUAUCAACUUGAGAUGCCUAAACACCUUUUAACUCUCUGUAUUAAUACUGGAUAGCUGGGUCUGACUGUGAACUCUCUAGGUUGUUUUUCAGAACCAGAUGUAUGUUAAACAUGUGCUCCUAAAGCUGGAAUCAGAAAUUCCAAGUCACUAUAAUCUGUUUAAAUAUGUAAGAUCAGAAACACAAGCACUUCUUAGAGAAAAAUGUAUUGCCUUUCCCUCCCUUUGAGCAACACAGCAUGACAGCAAUUAUAUUUGUACCAAUUUAAUUUUCUCAUUUUGCCUCCUCAACACUGUAAAUAUGAACUAAAACGUUCAUUUAAUCCUUUAUUUUUAACGGCACUAAUACAUUGUGUUGAUCAUGAUAAAUGCAAGCAAGACCAAAACUCCUAAAAUGAGGUAAUAUGAGGAAUAUUAUCAUGAUGCAAUUACUUUUAGAGGAUUGUGUCAAAAAGAAUUACCUAUUGUGAGUGUACUGAACCUACUACAUGCUAAACAACAGACCUGUGCUGACAUUAAAGUGUCUUCUAACUGCUGGUAAGAUCUGUAACAGCACAUUAAGCACACUGCCUCUACAUCUGUUCCUUCUGUCUGUUGAUUCAUGCUUUACUUCUUCUGCUCAGUCCUUAGAAUUGCCUUAUGCAGUGGGGUGCCAUUUUGUCUUUGGAUGUCUGGAUUAAGCACAAUGGCACCCCAACAUCUCUCUGAGCCACAAAAGUAACUUCCAAGUGUUACGGGGUGCCUUUUACUGAUAGAGACAAGGCUUUAUCUCUGUAUCCUCUGUAUUGUUGCUAAUGCUAAAUCCAGAUGUCAUUGUAUACAUUAAUCCUUAACAGUAUAUUUGAGGUGUUUUCUUUUUCUUCUUUGCGGGGGUAUUGCUUUACCUAUGCCACAGCAGACUGAAUGCAUGUCGGUACAUUGUAUUUUAACUGAGCCAAUGCAAAGCAUGUAAGCAAUUUCUGAACAGGUGUGUCAUUUCCUUGUUCUUGGAUGGAUCGCUCCAUCUAAUGUAGUCAAAUUGCCUUUCUAUCAAGUUUUGUUCUUGUAAACCAGCAUAACGCUUGGAUGGUAUGUCAGCGCAUGUUCAUUUCAUUUCGCUAUAUAUGUUCAAUUGUAUUAAAACCUUUCUCUCCUUUCAUAAAUGUAUUCUGUCUGUCCCAAACAGACAGUUUGUUUGUUGCCUAGUUUUCAGGAAGCAUGUUCUAAAUUAUAAAUGCUGAAGCGCCAUUACAGUUGAAUUAUACAUUUUUUAGAGCUAAAUUGUGUCUUUAUAAAUCAUCUCAUUUUAGAUAAUUAGAUGCUAUUUUUCCUUGCUAAUAUUCCUCAUUAAUCUCCUGACAAACUUGUCUUAUGUAUGUGAUCUGAGUGAGUACGUUUAAUUCCAUACUUAAAGUCCUUUAAACUUAAGUUUAUUCAGUGUUCAGGCAAUCAUAUGAAUCUCAAACUGUAUCACUACACAAAUUUUAAGUGUAUUUCUUAUGGUAUAACAUUUGAUGUUGGUCAUAGAGAAAUCCUUGAUUUACUUAUGCCUCCUAAGGAAUGAAGAAAUCAUAUUACUGGCUGAAAAAUGUCACUAAGAAGUUUUUAUAUUGGUUUUGAGUUACCAUGUGAAGAGCUAACUUCAUUUGUCAAUAAACUAUUUUGUAAAUAUCUAAUAAAUGUGUUAAUUAUGGAAAUUG